Peronospora matthiolae is the source of this 699-nucleotide messenger RNA. NCBI's taxonomy places the organism in Eukaryota, Oomycota, Peronosporomycetes, Peronosporales, Peronosporaceae. The record is from the annotation of a GenBank genome assembly.
AUGUACUGUGCUUGCCUCAAGCUUGAGAUCACGUUCGAGUUGACGCAUCUUCGUCUUCUAGCGGCCAGCAACUUUGAUUCCAAGCGCCAGCUGGGUGAGUCUGCAGUCGUGAGGUCGCUGCCCAGGCUGCUGAAUGGACUUGCAGGUCCAGCAGAGUAUUUGGGGCUGGUAUCCGCUUGGAGUUAUCUGCUCGGUAUCAAUGGCGAUCCCACGAUGGACCUGACGUUUGAGGAUACUAUCAAUUACUUGCAAUGUGCAAGCCGUCCUAUCCGCUUGCGGUUCUUGAUUGCGACACUUCCUUACAAGAACGCUUGCAAUUUCCCUGACCGACUGCAAGCUUUGUCGCCGGUGUCAGCUAUGCAGACCACGUCGGAGAAUUACUCGCUACCGUGGGUGGAUACGCUGCGUGGAGCCUUUGCUGAUAUGUUUGCGAGCAUAUGUCGUGACUAUCAAUGCUUUGUUAGCAGUCACGGUCAGGAACCCGAUACUUGCAUUGGUGACAGACAGCGUGCGCUUCCGACAGGCAAGGACAACGAUUGCAUACGACGCUGUUCUUCAGCGCCUUCUUCGUUUACGCAGUUUGACCACAAGUCUUUUUGUGACACGGUACCCUCGAAUCGGAGAUUUCUGCUCGAGUUCACUCAGACACAACGUUUCGCUAAUUUUGUGAACGGGAGCUUUUCGACAUGCAACCGAUAG